Pogona vitticeps (central bearded dragon) is the source of this 1357-nucleotide messenger RNA. NCBI's taxonomy places the organism in Eukaryota, Metazoa, Chordata, Lepidosauria, Squamata, Agamidae. The record is from RefSeq and is a predicted model, not a curated record.
AUGAUCAAGAUUCCAGAAUGGAAGCUGCAUCUUCAGUGCUUUAAAAGAACUUCUUUAUUUGGUGUCGUCUCUUUGGAACCUCCUAUCCAGAUCCUCCUUUUCCCCACCAAACUCUGCCUCUCCAUCCAUUGGGGCCGAGGCAGAGAAUCUAGAGUAUGUGUUUUAAUUUUUUGCUGUCUUUUGUGUUUGUGUUGCCAGGACAUUUUGUUCCCUUACGUCAAAGACCACAUUCAGGAUUACCUGCGGGCACACUGGGAAGAGGAGGAAUGCCAAGAAGAUGUCGGCCUUUUGAGGAAACAGGCUGAAGAAGAUUCUCGCCUGGACGGUGUUGUGCCGAUCCCAAUGGAGAGCAGAGAUGGGGAAGAGGAGAUAGAACGAAUCAUCCAGGCUGUUGUUGACAACGUCUGCUGGCAGAUGUCUUCAGACAGAAAGACCACGGCCUUAAAGCAGCUCCAGGGUCACAUAUGGAGGGCAGCAUAUGAGACUGGCCACGUGAAGGGCGAGCUCUUUGAGGAUGUGGUUCCAGCAGUGAGAAAGUGGAAAGAAGCAGGCAAGAAGGUUUAUAUUUAUUCAUCUGGGAGUGUAGAGGCACAAAAACUCUUGUUUGGGAAUUCUACAGAAGGUGAUAUUUCAGAGCUCAUUGAUGGCUAUUUUGACACCAAAAUAGGUGCCAAAUUUGACCACGAGAGUUACCAGCGGAUAGCCGCGAACAUUGGAUGUUCCACAAACAAUAUCCUGUUUCUGACAGAUGUCACUCGAGAAGCAGAUGCUGCUGAAGAGGCUGACAUGCACGUUGCUGUAGUAAUCCGGCCAGGGAAUGCAGGACUGACAGAUGACGAGAAGUCGUAUUACAGACUCGUAACCUCUUUCAAUGAACUGUUCCUGCCCUCGUCCACUUAAGCAGCCAAUUCACGAAAGAGAGAAAGAAAGAAAGAAAGAAAUUCUCCCUGUAAUUUAUGGUAUUUUUUUGCUGGUGUGAAGAAUUUGGAAAGAGAAAAUAUUGAUCCAUGAUCUCACGACGAGAGGCCGCCGAGACCCAGAUCACUGACCUGAGACGUGAUGUUGCAUUUCAGAUGGACCAGCUAUGAAACUGUGUAUAGUUGGUGGCUCGCUUAUUUUGGAGUUGCACAUGGAAGGUCGAGAAAGUACAGUUUGCCAGGAGGUUCUCUCGCACAAGCCCUUUGAAUGGAAAAUGCACAAAAGGACUGUUGUCCUCUUAUGCACGACUCAUUCAUCUCUGGAAAAACCUUCGUGCCGGAAGCCUCCUGGUCAACUCUGCUCCUGCAUGUUUACUUCAAAUAAACAUUCCUAAACCUUUAUUCUCUCCUGAAAAUAAACUAAGAAAACAAAAUCUUUA